UUGUGUGUUUGUCUGCCCUUAGAACUCAUGUGAUGGUGGGCGGGAGAUGUUCUCUUUUGACUGACGGCCCACAUGACAAAUCUGAGCAGGGUUUUAUGACGGAAGUACGUCUCCAUGGGAACUUCGAGGAUCGCUGUCUGGAGACACAAUGAGACGGUCUCAUCUGAGAGGAAGUUCCAGGCUUUGCCGUUGAAAUUGAUUAGUUAGUCCGGUCUUGUGGAGUUCUUGGCUGGAGUCUUCCAGAGGGCAGGCUGUGGUUCAGCAUGAGAUAGAACUCUGGAGACAAUAUGAACCAGGAAUUGUAUUAUAUGUUCGUAAAAUUGGCUCGGGUGUGGAUACCUGAUGCAGAGGAGGUCUGGAAGUCGGCUGCGCUCACCAAGAACUACGAGGAUGGCGACGGCUCCCUGCAGCUCGCCCUGGAAGAUGGAACGAACUUGGAGCACAAGCUGGACCCCAAGACGAAGAACCUGCCCUACCUCCGGAACCCGGACAUCCUGGUGGGCGAGAACGACCUCACGGCGCUCAGCUACCUGCACGAGCCCGCCGUGCUCCACAACCUCAAAGUGCGCUUCAUCGACUCCAAGCUCAUCUACACCUACUGCGGCAUCGUGCUGGUGGCCAUCAACCCCUAUGAGUCUCUGCCCAUCUACGGCUCUGACAUCAUCAACGCCUACAGCGGGCAGAACAUGGGAGACAUGGACCCACACAUAUUCGCCGUGGCAGAGGAGGCCUACAAGCAGAUGGCCAGGGACGAGCGGAACCAGUCGAUCAUCGUGAGCGGGGAGUCGGGCGCGGGGAAGACGGUGUCGGCCAAGUACGCCAUGAGGUACUUCGCCACGGUCAGCGGCACCACCAGUGAGGCCAACGUGGAGCAGAAGGUGCUGGCCUCCAACCCCAUCAUGGAGGCCAUAGGAAACGCCAAGACGACCAGGAACGACAACAGCAGUCGCUUCGGCAAGUACAUCGAGAUCGGCUUCGACCCGCGCUACCGCAUCAUCGGCGCCAACAUGAGGACCUACCUGCUGGAGAAGUCCCGCGUGGUGUUCCAGGCGGACGAGGAGAGGAACUACCACAUCUUCUACCAGCUGUGUGCUUCGGCUCACCUGCCUGAACUCAAGGAUCUGCGUCUGGGAAGUGCCAACGACUUCCUGUACACUCGGCAGGGCCGCAGCCCCGUCAUCGAGGGCGUGGACGACACCAAGGAGCUGAGCACCACGCGACACGCCUUCACGCUGCUGGGGGUGAACGAGUCCUACCAGAUGGGGUUGUUCCAGGUCCUGGCUGCCAUCCUGCACCUUGGAAACGUGGAGGUGAAGGACCGGGACUCUGACAGCAGCGUCAUCCCGCCCAACAACAGCCACCUGACGGCCUUCUGCGAGCUGGUGGGCGUGUCCUACCAGGACAUGUCCCAUUGGCUGUGCCACAGGAAGUUGCGGACGGCCACGGAGACCUACAUCAAGACGGUGCCGCGGCUGCAGGCGGUGAACGCCCGCGACGCGCUCGCCAAGCACGUGUACGCCAAGCUGUUCAGCUGGAUCGUGGAGCACGUCAACAAGGCGCUGGUCACCAACAUCAAGCAGAGGUCCUUCAUCGGCGUCCUGGACAUCUACGGGUUUGAGACCUUUGAGAUCAACAGCUUCGAGCAGUUCUGCAUCAACUACGCCAACGAGAAGCUUCAGCAGCAGUUCAACAUGCAUGUGUUUAAGCUGGAGCAGGAGGAGUACAUGAGGGAGGAGAUUCCGUGGACGCUGAUCGACUUCUACGACAACCAGCCGUGCAUCAACCUGAUCGAGGCCAAGAUGGGCGUCCUGGACCUGUUGGACGAGGAGUGCAAGAUGCCAAAGGGUUCGGACGAGUCGUGGGCCCAGAAGCUGUACAACACCCACCUGAAGACCUGCUCGCUGUUCCAGAAGCCUCGCCUGUCCAACCGGGCCUUCAUUAUCCAGCACUUCGCUGACAAGGUGGAGUACCAGUGCGAGGGUUUCCUAGAGAAGAACAAAGACACAGUGAAUGAGGAGCAGAUAAACGUGUUGAAGGCCAGCAAGUUCCCCCUGCUGGUGGAGCUGUUCCAGGACGGGGAGAAGGCGGUCAGUCCGACGGGCCAGCCGCAGGGCGCUGGGGGGCGCACCCGGCUCAGUGUCAAGCCCGACAAGGGCCGGACCUCCAGCAGGGAGCACAAGAAGACAGUGGGCUGCCAGUUCCGGAACUCUCUUCAGAUGCUGAUGGACACGCUGAACGCCACGACCCCCCACUACGUCCGCUGCAUCAAGCCCAACGACUUCAAGCUGGCCUUCUCGUUCGACCCCAUGCGGGCCGUCCAGCAGCUCCGCGCCUGUGGAGUCCUGGAGACCAUCCGCAUCUCUGCAGCCGGCUUCCCCUCCAGGUGGACCUACCAGGAGUUCUACAGCCGCUACCGGGUGCUGAUGAAGCAGAAGGACGUUCUUCAGGACAAGCGGCUGACCUGCAGGAAUGUUCUGGAAUUCCUCGUUCAGGACCAGGACAAGUACCAGUUCGGUAAGACCAAGAUCUUCUUCCGGGCGGGCCAGGUGGCCUACCUGGAGAAGCUGCGCUCGGACAAGCUGCGCGUGGCGUGCGUCCGCAUCCAGAAGACCAUCCGCUGCUGGCUGGCCCGCAAGAAGUUCCUCCGCCAGCGCCGCUCGGCCAUCACCAUCCAGAGGUUCACCCGGGGCUUCCAGGCCCGCUGCCUGGCCAAGUUCAUGCGUCGCACCUCGGCAGCCACCACCAUCCAGAAGUACCAGAGGAUGUGUGUGGCCCGCCGGCGCUACAGACAGAAGCAGGCCGCCGCCCUGGCCAUGCAGACCAUCCUGAGGGCCUACAUGGCCCGGCAGAAGUACCGAGCGCUGCUACGGGAGAGCAAGGCGGUGGUGAUCCAGAAGCACGCCCGCGGCCUGUUGGCGCGCCGCCGCUUCAAGCGCUGCCUGCGGGCCAUCGUGUACCUGCAGUGCUGCCUGCGCCGGAUGCGCGCCCGCUGGGAGCUGAAGAAGCUGAAGAUCGAGGCGCGCUCCGUGGAGCACUUCAAGAAGCUCAACAUCGGCAUGGAGAACAAGAUCAUGCAGCUGCAGCGCCGCAUCGACGAGCAGAACAACAACCACCGGGCCACCGUGGACAAGCUGGCGACGCUGGAGGCGGGCCACGCGGCGGACAGCGAGCGCAUGCGCGUCGAGGUGACGCGGCUCCGCGGCGUCGAGGAGGACGCGCGCAACAACGCCAACCGGGCCAACAGCCUGCAGGGGGAGCUGGAGAGGCUAAAGAAGGAGCUGGCCACCACGCAGAAGGAGAAGAAGACCAUCGAGGACUGGGCCACCAAGUACCGCGACGAGAUGGAGAAGAUGGUCUCCGAGCUGAAGUCUCAGAAUGGAUUGCUGAAGUCGGAGAAGGACGACUUGAACAGGAUGAUUCAGGAACAGCGUCAACAGAUGACGGAGCAAAUGGCGCGAGCGAUAGCGGAGGAGACGCAGCAGCUGGAGACGGACCUGAACGAGGAGCGCUCCCGCUACCAGAACCUCCUGACGGAGCACCUGCGCCUCGAGGAGAAGCACGACGACCUCAAGGAGGAGAUGGCUCUGUCCUCGAACACCGGCAGGCCCGGCCACAGAAGAACAGACUCCACCCACAGCAGCAACGAAUCAGAGUACACCUACAACUCCGAGUACGCCGAGGCGGACGAAGGAUCCCGCGUCUCGGAGGUAGACGGCGGGCGGGCUCACAUGGACUCGGGCCGUGGCAUGGACACCAACCUGACCCUGAAGCUGCAGAAGCGCCUGGGGGAGCUGGAGCAGGACAAGCAGCAGCUCCGCGACGAGCUGGAGAACAAGGAGGAGCUGUUCCAGCGGGCUAGAGCCCGGGACGACGUGGAGCAUAAGAAGGCUCGCGGAGCCGAGCUGGAGUACGAAUCCCUUAAGCGCCAGGAGCUAGAGUCGGAGAACAAGAAGCUGAAGCACAACCUGGCGGAGAUGAGGCAGAGCCUCCUGGGUAACCAGGCCACGGGGGCCGGGGCCCCGGGCUCCCCGGCCUACAAGGUGCUUCUGGAUCAGCUCAACUCCUCCUCCGAGGAGCUGGACGUCCGUAAGGAGGAGGUGCUGAUCCUGCGCUCCCAGCUGGUCAGCCAGAAGGAGGCCACGCAUCACAAGGAGACCAUGACAGAACCUACUCACCAUGUGGUGGAUGUGUCCAAGCUGAAAGACACUGACGAAAUCAAACAGGCUUACGUUGGCCUCAAAGAUACGAACAGGCUGCUGGAGAGCCAGUUGCAGGCGCAGCGGCGUAGCUAUGACAACGAGACGGAGGGGCUGCGCAGCGAGCUGCAGAACGUCAAGGAGGAAAACAACCGGCAGCAGCAGCUGCUGGCCCAGAACCUGCAGCUGCCUCCGGAGGCUCGCAUCGAAGCCAGCCUGCAGCACGAGAUCACCAGGCUCACCAACGAGAACCUGGAGAUCUUGACCGACAACCAAGACCCCACAGCAUCCCGAGAGGCGCGGGUCACCAUUUUGCGACGGAUGGUUGAUCUGAUGGAGCAGUUGGAGAAGCAGGAUAAAACCAUCCGGAAGCUCAAGAAGCAGCUGAAGGUUUACUCCAAGCGGAUCGGGGAGAUGGGAGUGGGGCAGACAGAGGGCCAGACCUCCCCAGGCCAGAUGGUGGAUGAGCCGGUCCGAGCAGUCAGCAUCCCCCGCAGGGAGAAGGACUUCCAGGGAAUGCUGGAGUACAAGAGGCAGGAUGAGCUGAAGCUGGUCAAGAACCUCAUCCUAGAGCUGAAGCCGCGGGGCGUGGCCGUGAACCUGAUCCCAGGGCUGCCCGCCUACAUCCUGUUCAUGUGUCUGCGGCACGCCGACUACGUCAACGACGACGAGAAGGUCCGCACGCUGCUGGCCUCCACCAUCAACUGCAUCAAGAAGAUCCUCAAGAAACGGGGCGAUGACUUUGAGACGGUUUCCUUCUGGUUGGCCAACACCUGCCGCUUCCUGCACUGCCUCAAACAGUACAGCGGAGAUGAGGUCUUCAUGAAACACAACAGCGCGAGGCAGAAUGAACACUGCCUGUCUAACUUCGACCUGGCCGAGUACCGACAGGUGAUCAGCGACCUGGCCAUCCAGAUCUACCAGCAGCUCAUCAAGUGCAUGGAGAACAUCCUACAGGCCAUGAUCGUGUCCGGCAUGCUGGAGCACGAGACCAUCCAGGGCGUGUCGGGGGUGAAGCCCACCGGCCUCCGCAAGCGCACCUCCAGCAUCGCGGACGAGGGCAUGUACACGCUGGAGUCCAUCCUGCGGCAGCUGGGCGCCUUCCACUCCACCAUGUGCCAGCACGGCACCGACCCCGAGCUCAUCAAGCAGGUGGUCAAGCAGCAGUUCUACAUCAUCGGCGCCGUCACCCUCAACAACCUGCUGCUGCGCAAGGACAUGUGCUCCUGGAGCAAGGGCAUGCAGAUCAGGUACAACGUGAGCCAGCUGGAGGAGUGGCUGCGGGACAAGAACCUGAUGGUGUGCGGGGCCAAGGAGACCCUGGAGCCGCUGAUCCAGGCCGCCCAGCUGCUGCAGGUCAAGAAGAAGACGGACGAGGACGCCGAGGCCAUCUGCUCCAUGUGCCACGCCCUCACCACCGCCCAGAUCGUGAAGGUGCUGAACCUGUACACCCCGGUCAACGAGUUCGAGGAGAGGGUGUCCGUGUCCUUCAUCAGAACCAUCCAGACCCGUUUGCGCGGCCGCUGCGAGUCGCCCCAGCUGCUCAUGGACACCAAGGUCAUCUACCCGGUGACCUUCCCCUUCAACCCCUCCGCCCUGGCCCUGGAGACCAUCCAGAUCCCCAGCUCCCUCAACCUGGGCUUCCUGGUCCGGGUCUAGACCCAGGACACACACACACACACACACACACACACACACACACACACACACACACACACACACACACACACACACACACACACACACACACACACACACCUUGAGACAUACACACACACACACACCUUGAGACAUACACACACACACACACACCUUGAGACAUACACACACGCGCGCGGGCACACCCAUACAAUCGCAUACACACACACACACACACCUCUCCACACAAACACACAUCUUGAGACACAAACACACACACACACGCAAACAUAAACACACAAGCGUAUAUUAGAAACACCCAUUGGCACAAUCACCAUCUUCUCAAAUGCAUCUGUAUAAUACUCAUACACAUGCAGACAAUUACACACUCAUGAAUACACGCACACACACAAACACAAACAUAUACACACAAAGUAUACAUAUAUAAAUAUAGAUCUAUAAAUAUCAUUAAUUAAAUGUAUCAUUCUAGGAUGUCCUAUUUAUUUAUUGAGUAUCACUAACCCGUGGUUUUCAUGUGAAUGCGUGUUGGAUAUUACACUAGUCCCACGAUAGCUGCUUGUAUGUCGGACAGCAUUAACUUAAGCAUUAGUACGUAGUGUGUACUAAUAAUUUGACAUGUGGUUUUGAAACUAGCUGUUGGUCGUUGUUUAGCUUUGGUAUCUUAGCGCAGAGCUCUUGGUUAGCUUUGCCCCGUGAAGCUCACGCCUCUGGGAGAGCAACUGGAGCCGUGAUGUAGCGUAUUGCGGAGUGCGUUUUAGGAAGGAUGAGGAGUGUUGAAGGUUUCAGAGCUUAUUAGGAAUCUCUGUGUUGAGAGCCAUUGUUUAAGAGUAAACACUACACCCGUAACAUAAAAACAUAUCAGCCCAAACUAAACGAUCACAGACCAGCUCAACAAACUGAAUUUCAAGUUUUUUGAGAUCCAAGCUAUAUUGUUUUAUAGUUAAUGUAGUGUAUUUAUAUUGUUAACUAAUGUAGUUGACUAUAUAACGAUAAGUAACAUUUAGAGUAUUAUCGGUACCACACACACACACACACACACACACACACACACACACACACACACACACACACACACACACACACACACACACACACACACACACACACAUAUAUUUUACUAUGACCAGCUCAAAAUAAAUUAUUUCAGUAUUAUUAUUGUUGUUGCGGACGGUGAGAUUGGUCUUCCCUCAGGAGCUUGUUGUCCUAGCGCCUCUGGACACGUCCACUGUUGCAUGUUUUAUGUCCACUGUUACAUUCAUGUUGCUUUGUGUUUUAUUUAUUCCAUCACCGCUCUGUUUUGGACCUCUUGCGUUACCUGCCUCAAACCCACCUGUAAAGACCCUCAUGCCUUCCCAAUCUGUGGCCAAAAAAGGAACAAAGUCAGCUUUUAUGUCCCAAAACGGUUUUGUUUAUUUCUCUGCAAGUUGACUAAUUUUUUUUUGUGUUGAAACAACCCAGUCCCUUGCCUUGUAUUUGGAGGACUGUGACGCUAGCUUGGUACAGGUGGUUUAGCUUUGAAGGUAGCUGGCCUAUAGGACAGGACUUAGUUGUUUACCUGCUAAGUUCCCAUGCUGUUCCCCUCUUACUCUGGUCUAUUCUCCAAUGGAAAACCAAAGGUGUCUCACUGUCUACCAUGUCCUGGAGCAUCUACCUUCACAGCUUGUUACUUGGUGGAAACACAAUUACAUGAGCAUGAUAUCUGGCUAGCCUGCUUUCAGCCGGCCUUUGCUUGGCAUGACUUCCACCGACACACAGUAAUAUAUCAGCUAGUUACUCAGAACCUAAUUUGGUAUUCAUUUAUCUAGGAUUUAAUAUGGCGAACACGAGAAGAAACACUGUCUAGAUUAGGGGUUUUAUGAAGUCUGCCCAUUGUUUUGUGAUAAUUAGACCCUUGUGUUGAAGGCCUUCUAGUCUCCUAUAUCAUUACCUUAUUCAUCCCACUAACAGUAGUAUUCACCGUAAACCAAUUAUGCCUGUACACAUUAGUUUGAACCUUGAUUGCCCUUUGACCUCACCCUUCUACAAGAUAAUUUCAUUUUGGUAGGCGUGUCUCACAUCAGGUCCCAAAAAAGUCACCAGCCAAAAUGAGCUCCCUCGCUCUGAGUGGAGCUCUCAAAGGUUGAUUUGGAGACUGCUGGUCGAAAUACGGGUGCUGAGAAAGAUAUCUGACCAAACUGAAAUAUACAAUUAAAAGCCAAGACGAGACCCUUCUCGCUCAGACAGGGACGAGCUAGAAAUUAUGAUUCUUUUUUUUUUUAAUGUUCUUUUUUUUAAAUAAAUACAUACUGUCAUAUCUCAUAUCUUACCAGAGCUUGUGAAAAUGCCAUUUCCUUUUGCAAAUGUAUAUUUUGAGGAACAAUAGGCAGUUCCAGGUUUUGUUUAAAUGGAGAAGACGUUUCUACAUACUGGAUGAAAUGUAGAGCUAAUGAACGAUUUAACCAUAUGAAUGUUCAGAAAUUGUAAAAGAUUCGUACGUCAAUUUAAGCUGUACAUGAUUUGGGCAAGCCUUAUCUGAAUUAUUUGCUAUCUGAAUGAUUUCAACGAAUCACUUGCAAUGCUUUUUUUCCAUGUCUCUGUCAAUGCAGUAUUUUUGUUGCUGGUUUUCACUGUAAAAUGGAUUUGAAUAUCUGCGAAAUGUUCAUGUUUUUUUCGAUUCGGUGUCCUUUGUGCAAACAUUACGUGUUUUUAGAUAUGUUACUUUGUUAUGCUGUAGGUCAUAAUGCACUUUUUAAAAAAAUAUCGCAGACAACGUCCUAUCAAUGCAAAUGGUCACAUGUAAAAAAAGAAAAAAAAGAUUCCACGCUGUCUUAAGCCUUUUUAUUUCGUAGGUCCUCGCACCUCAUUGCAGAGCGUCAAACACAUUCCCUGCAGAGCUACGAAGAGGCUCUCCUCCCCUAGUUUAGCUCCCCCCGCUCCCUAUUACGUGUUACACAGUGAACUAUGAACGGCCCCCUUUUGUUUCAGCCAGACGCCCCCAUAAGGGCAUUGCUAGGCCACGUGGAAAACCUGGCCUAGAUUCAAAGGGAGAACCCUGUUCGCCGACUUUUGUCAAGCUGGCUCAUCUCAACCCCGCCUAACCUGGGCUUCCCCCGGGGUCUGACUCUACAGGCCGUUCCCUCGUUCACUUUUAGUUUUCCCCGACGGAGAGACUGCUGUAUAUUGAGGAGUACACACGAUGAAGGAUCAUGUUAUCAUCAGCACUAGCUUCCACGCCGAUACUUUGAAAUCCCCAGACACCCGGCUGGGGAACAUCCUUGUCUUCAUCUGUGCUGCCUGGUACCGUACCGGUGCAGACCAGCUAAGACCGGUCGUCCCCUCUCCCGCCUAGUCUCACGCCAAAACCCGUGUAAAAAUUUGACAAACUUGACCGUUUGUAAUCUCUGGUAGCUGUGCUUUGUGAAUGUCUUCACCAAUACGAAACUUUGAAUACGUUUAAAAUGUCAAAUGUGUAAAAGUUAAAUAAAUGAAUUCAGCAUUGACUGUCAAGGAGAA
Molecule: messenger RNA, 9347 nt
Organism: Gadus macrocephalus (Pacific cod)
Lineage: Eukaryota; Metazoa; Chordata; Actinopteri; Gadiformes; Gadidae
Gene: myo5aa
Product: myosin VAa
Exons: 40
Coding region: 288-5855 (1855 amino acids)
Biological process (GO): vesicle transport along actin filament; actin filament organization
Cellular component (GO): cytoplasm; actin cytoskeleton; vesicle
Molecular function (GO): actin filament binding; microfilament motor activity; ATP binding
Source: RefSeq, a predicted model, not a curated record